AUGCCGAGAUUCUUCGUUGUUUUCGAAAACGCUAUUGGUUUGUCUAUUUUCGACUGCAAGGGUUUAAACGAAAUCGUUGUUAACAGCCCACAAUACCAGAAGCAAUUCAUUCAGUUCAAUCUUUUCGCCAAAAUUGUUCAUCUUGAAGCCUUUCAGCCUUUCCCAUCCACUGAAGUAGCUCUUGAUACACAAACACUUCUUACAGAAGGUUCCCUCUCAGAUUUCUAUCGUACAUUCUUAACAACAAACGUUCCAAAUAUUUCAGCUAAAUACUCAGGAAUCACACUUGGCAUUUCUGAUCAGAAGCUUGCCGGCACAAUUGCUAGUGAACUCGGCUACUCCUGCGUUGCUAAUGACAACGUUCGUGAAAUUAUUCGUGGUAUUCGCCUUAAUUUCACAAACUUCAUGGACUCAAUCAAGCAAGAAGAUGUCAACCUUGCUCAGCUCGGUCUUGCCCACGGUUACUCUCGUGCCAAAGUUAAAUUCAACCAGCACGGUGAUGAUAACAUGAUUAUCUCAUCAAUUGUUCUCCUUACAACCCUCGACAAGGAUCUUAAUACCUUCGCCAUGCGUCUCCGCGAAUGGUACUCCGUCUACUUCCCAGAACUUUCCUCAUUAAUCGACGACCACGCCACAUACGCCCAUGCCGUCCAAGCAGUCGGCCACAGAGAGAACGUCAAUGUUGACGCCCUCAAGGAGCUUCUCAAGGACGACGAUCUCGUCUCAAAGAUCCAGCACGCAGCAGAUAACUCAAUCGGCCGCGAAAUCGACGAAACUGACUAUGCUCGUAUUAUUUCAAUGGCUGAACGUGUUGCCGGUAUCGCCAAGUUCCGCGAGACCCUCCAAACAUACUUACACGAAAGAAUGCAUAAUAUCGCUCCAAACCUUACAGAACUUGUCAGUGAUAGAAUCGGUGCUCAGCUCAUUGCUGCAUCCGGCUCACUCACAAACCUCGCAAAGGCUCCAGCUUCUACAGUUCAAUUACUUGGUGCAGAAAAAGCACUUUUCAACGCAAUGAAGAAGAGGAAACCAACACCAAAAUACGGUUUAAUCUACAAUGCCAGCGCUGUUGGCUCAGCCGAUGCUAAUGUCAAAGGCCGUGCUGCCAGAUCUCUCGCAAACAAGAUCUCCAUCGCUGCCAGAAUGGAUGCAUUCGGUGAAGACUUGAGAGGAGGACACCUUGGCCGCUUAAUGAAGGAAAUGCUCGAAGUAAGAGCAGAAAAAGUCCACGAAGGAAAGAAGCCACAGCCAAACUUCGAUGCAAUGGUCGAAGCAGUCAAGAAGACCAGAAAACUCGAAGCAGACGAUCCAGCUAACGCAGGCGCAGAACUUGACUUAGAAGUCAGAUCUAAACCAUUGACAGCCGCCGACAACGAAGCUGAUUUCUUCGCUGACGGAUCAGCAGUCAAAUCUACUCCACAGACACCAGCUGGAGAAGAGAAGAAGAGGAAGCACAGGAAGCACCACCACUCUGAGGAAAAGGCUGAAGAAAAACAGCCAGAACCAGAACAGAAACAACCAGAACCAACUCCAGAACCAGAACAAGAGGAAGGAAAGAAGAAGAGAAGGAAACAUCGCUCAAGUGAAGCUGCUGAGGAAGUAAAGAAAGUAGAAGAAGAAAAGAAGGUAGAAGAGGAGCCAAAGAAGGAAGAGGCUGCUCCUCAAGAGGAAGGAAAGAAGAAGAGAAGAAAACAUCACCACCAAGAAUAA
This is a messenger RNA of Trichomonas vaginalis G3, 1710 nucleotides long. Its product is annotated as nucleolar protein 5 nucleolar protein NOP5 NOP58 family. Bases 1 to 1710 code for a protein of 569 amino acids. NCBI's taxonomy places the organism in Eukaryota, Parabasalia, Trichomonadida, Trichomonadidae. Gene Ontology annotation, molecular function: snoRNA binding. Gene Ontology annotation, cellular component: small-subunit processome; box C/D methylation guide snoRNP complex. The record is from RefSeq and is a predicted model, not a curated record. The transcript has a single exon.